Messenger RNA from Amorphotheca resinae ATCC 22711, 861 nucleotides. RefSeq lists its product as hypothetical. The transcript has 2 exons. The record is from RefSeq and is a predicted model, not a curated record. Lineage: Eukaryota; Fungi; Ascomycota; Leotiomycetes; Helotiales; Amorphothecaceae. The coding region runs from base 250 to 777 and encodes 175 amino acids.
ACUAGCUCCGUUCGACAAUAGGCCCGGCAGGAAGGCAACAUAGUUGCGCAUACAGUUGACCCGUACGUACUCCUGUGGGCACACUCUGACAAAGAGGUCAUGGGGUUGCCAACACUGGUCGAUAUCAUCACAAAUAUGAUGAUGAUUCCGGGUGAUUGGCUGGCGCCUGACCAUGUACAACUGAAAGAAUACAAACGUGUUCUGUUGACUUCACCAUUUAUGAGUCGUGCUAUCAAGUAGGCCAUCGAGAUGCGAAAGAAGGACAAAAAUAGUAGACCCGCAAACAAUUUCCUUACAGUAGUGUCUAGGUACGGAGCAAUGGCUACACAUUGUGGUAUAAUUAUUGGAAGAGGGGCAGCGCUACGCCCACUCAAAGAUGAGUUGUCGGAUAUUUCGGGCGUGCAAGAAGAAACGUCAGCAGGGUCUGUGUCGUGGGCAACGCUGGCUGGCAAAAGCAAUGUACCAAAGAAAAUCGCCUGGACUAAGCACGCUGUGAAGAAGACAGAGGAAGAGUCGCAGGAAGGUGCUAAGAUAUACAAUAUUUGGAAAGACUUGCGGAAAGCUGUGGAUGAUGAAGACAGUCGGCAGUUAAGCGUGUGGCAAAGUUGGCAACAAUCCAAUCCACGUCCUACAAAUGAAGCAGAUCUCGAACGCCUGACAAGAGGCUCAACGAUCACAACACCAAGGGAUGAAGAGACGUUUAAAAAAAGGGUCGGAUAUUGCGACAAGUCCCGCGAUGUUGAAGGAGAUAUGUGCAAGGAAGAGGUGGACUGUUAAGUUCUUCGAAAGCAAGGAAUCAGAAACGGGUUGAACGAGGAAACGAGGUUGAACUAUUAGCCUAACUGUCAUUUUAUAUGCAAC